Moneuplotes crassus is the source of this 820-nucleotide messenger RNA. Lineage: Eukaryota; Ciliophora; Spirotrichea; Euplotida; Euplotidae. The record is from the annotation of a GenBank genome assembly.
UUUAAGAUGAAAGGGUAUUAUCACUGUAAGUUUGAAAUAACGGUGUAGCCAAGCCUCUCAGCCCAUUUUGCAUAACUUUUAAAAACCCGAUUACAGCAAACACAACUUCUAGGCAUACUAAUUAUUCGACGGCGAUUCCUAGCACAAUUGUGAAGAAAUAAUAAUUAUCAACCCACCGAUUCUUCAUACACCAUCAAAACUCCAAUCAGUGGUCUCUUUGAGCCAAAAAUGGAAAGCCUGGACAUGAAAACGAUCGACCUAGUAGUAAAGAAAAAGUGGCAGCGCAGGCAUAAAAGCGUACUUGCUUACGGUCCUAAGAAUGCCCAAAUGAAAAGACUCAGACUUUUAGCAAAGAAUGUUCAAAAGCUUCGUUCAAAGAGACUUACCUCUCUACGAUUGAAGGUUGGCAAGAAUGCUCCAAGAGUUAAGGAUUAUUCACAUCAGAGAACAAAGUCUUCUGAAUACCUCAAUCUGAGCCUAAAGCUGCAGACCAAGAAAUUAGCCGAUCAAUUUGGAAAAUAAGAACUGGAAGAGAGCAAACAGAGUCUCUUUUUACGGAAUGGGAACCCAUAAAGAUAGCCACAGUCUCGAUGCUGGGAGACUCACAAGACAAGAAAGAGCAAAGAAGGGAUUCAACUCUUUCCAAGCGUAUAUUCAAUGAGAACUCCAUAAACGAAACUCAGUUCAAUUACCCAAGAAAAAGCAAGAGCCUAUUACCAAGCAAAUAGUGCAGGAUCUUAACACAACUCUGAAAGAUCCUUUAGGAUCGAAUGCAAAUGAGCAGUACCCUGAAAUUGAAUUGAAUAAAAUAUUAAGUUAA